CAGAUGAGGUCCCGAAGCACUAGAGCCCACGUCCUUUCUCCAUGGACGCUGACAGUGACAGACAGAAAUUUGACGAUCUCCAGGUACGAUAGGCCUUCCGUACAGCAUCACUAAACGGGAAGAAAGAUGCUGAUACCCCUGCGUCUUUCGUGAUUUUACGCACUAUCACAACGUUACUUUGCCGUGAUGGUGCAGUAAAAGGAAACCGUGGAAGACACAAGGCCGCCGACGUCUCGGGAACAAUGGAAAGUUAACUAAUUGGCGAAUCAGGACCCUGCUACACGUUGCGUGGCGCGUGGUCUAGAUAAAGUCCGACAUCUUUCUGUUUUUCUCGGUUCAGCGUUUCCUUAAGUUCUCUUUGGUCUGUUACACUAAUAUUUCUAGUCAACCAAAAAGCCAUAGCUGAUCCAAUGGCGCGCCUACCCGACCCGCUGGCACAGAUUCUCAUUGGUGCUACUUUUGCUCUGAUUCUCUUUGGAAUUGUGGUUUUUCAAACGUGGAACUACUUCAACAACUUCAAUUACAAGGACAAUGGUCGGUUGAAGGCCUUCGUGGCCUCACUUUUCAUGCUCGAUUUUGCUGCGACUAUCUUCCUGCUCAUUUGGCUCUACCGCGUCUUGGUUACUACGUGGGCCGAUAAUACAUCUCUUAUGCAGAUUUAUUGGACACUGGUAACAGGACCCGUUCUUCUCGGUAUCAUCGGACCUUUGGUCAUUACGUUCUUUGCUUUGAGGAUACACGCCCUCAUUACCAGAUGGUGGGUCCCGGGAGUGAUCUGUGUUCUUGCAUUUGCAUCCUUCGCUGGCGGCAUCGCCUCCGGAGUCGCUGGUGCAAAGAUGGAUACGUUUGCUGACCUGGAAGAUGCUAAAGCCUCGCUCGGUGUAUGUUUGGUCCCGGCUGCCGUAGCCAAUAUCAUUAUCACCGGCGCGAUGUCACAUUAUCUGUUCCGUCGAAAGGAUAAGUUCAGUCUCGCCAGCAGGACUCUGGACACAAUGAUCCAAGUGUCUGUUCAGAAUGGCCUUGUAACGUCCUUGUUGUCAUCCGCACAAGCGAUUCUGUUUCUUUGUGACUCCGGUCCCUACUAUCUUGCUCUCUCCUUUGUCAUGCCCAAACUCUACGCGAACAUGGCUCUAUCUGCGCUCAACUCUAGGAAAAUAAUCGACGUGAAAAAACCUGAGGUUCUCGCGAUGCCAUCAGGGGAUUACGCCUCGAAUGCCUACAUGCCGCACCGUACAGUACACGAAACCCCAGGUGUUUUCGUCAACGUCGAGACGACGCGUGCUCACGAUACUGAUCUCAAGGAUGGGUGGGGCGGGAACCUAACCCCAUCGGAAAAGGAAUCGCCGCCUUCCAGCUCGAAAGACCUACCUGUCCUUCACGAACAAAAUUGCCACGCCCAGUAGAAGUGUUCAAGUUGUCGGUACAAUCUAGUUGUAUUCUAUCUGUUGAGAAGAUCUAUGUAUGUAUGGUUACUGGUAUCACCGUAGUCGAUUCUUUGUUCCCUUGGUCGAAUAAUCAGCGCACGAAUUUCGGGCUAGAUCCGGCUCUCGGGCCGUACUGUCCCUGCCGUGACUGCGUCAUCAAUGAACA
Messenger RNA from Desarmillaria tabescens, 1590 nucleotides. RefSeq lists its product as uncharacterized. The coding region runs from base 411 to 1403 and encodes 330 amino acids. The transcript is spliced from 15 exons. NCBI's taxonomy places the organism in Eukaryota, Fungi, Basidiomycota, Agaricomycetes, Agaricales, Physalacriaceae. The record is from RefSeq and is a predicted model, not a curated record.